Molecule: messenger RNA, 952 nt
Organism: Hemibagrus wyckioides
Lineage: Eukaryota; Metazoa; Chordata; Actinopteri; Siluriformes; Bagridae
Gene: pdzk1ip1
Product: PDZK1 interacting protein 1
Exons: 4
Coding region: 147-479 (110 amino acids)
Source: RefSeq, a predicted model, not a curated record
AUAGGGAGAUUCACAUGACACUGCUGGUCAGUCUGAGGCACUGAAGAUAAAACACCAUCGCAUUUAAUUGGUGUAUCACAUUACAGACCAUAACUAUUUAUGUAACGCUUUUUUUUUCAGUAGUAUUUUUUCAGAAGCGAUCUGAAAUGGGAAGAGCGGUCAGAGUGCUUUACUGCCUGCUGCUGACGCUGGAAGUUGUUGCUGCCCAAGCAGAGAGUGUUAAGCGAGCACUACCAAACUGGCUCACUGGCAUCAUCGCUGUUGCUGUGUUUCUCUUCCUGGUUUUUAUUGCCUUCAUUGUCAACAAAGCCUGGUGUAAGGAGUCAAGUCAGGAGGAUAAGGUCAGCGUGACAACCAACGAAUAUGCCAUGACCAAUGGGUCAAACACAAAUCUGGAUUCAGUCAGGAGUGAUGAACACUACAGCGCUUAUGAGAAUGUGAUUUUUCACAAACCUGAAGAAACCGUGACAGUCAUGUGAAUCCGGGAAAAUGUUCCACAGUCUGUUGGUUGCAAUGUGCUGUCCCUUUAAACCAGAAGUAAACGCUAAUCCACCUGAGAUGUUAAAGAUUUCAUUAAUGGUUCUCUUGCACUUUUCUACAUUUACACACAUUUAAAGAUUAUACACAUGGGGGAAUUUCAAACUAAUCUGUUACCAGUCAUCACAGUAUGUACUAAUGGGAAGAUCAGUGGACUACAUAUCCAAAAGGUUAAACAUAUAAAUGCAUUUAUAUGAAUGGAAACUGAUUUUAUUCCAUAAUUCUCUAGAACCUGUAAUUGAAUGCAAGCUACUGAAAUCCUGAUUCAUCUAUAGAUACUAAUCUAGCUAGAACAGGCUUAUAUUUUUUCCCGGAUUGCUUCUCAAAGAAAUAUGAGGGGGAAAAAAAACCCAUUCAACUGAUCAAUUGUCAAAACAGUGAACACAAUGACAAAUAAAAACCCAUUUAUUCUUUA